Messenger RNA from Ceratitis capitata (Mediterranean fruit fly), 6946 nucleotides. It is a transcript of the gene Pkc98E, whose product is annotated as protein kinase C. Bases 451 to 2631 code for a protein of 726 amino acids. Gene Ontology annotation, biological process: protein phosphorylation. The transcript is spliced from 13 exons. Gene Ontology annotation, molecular function: ATP binding; diacylglycerol-dependent serine/threonine kinase activity. The record is from RefSeq and is a predicted model, not a curated record. NCBI's taxonomy places the organism in Eukaryota, Metazoa, Arthropoda, Insecta, Diptera, Tephritidae.
AUGAAACAAAUAAUUUCAGAAUACAAUAUCUAAUUGUUGCAAAAUAUUAAAAAUAUUAAUAUACAUAUUUUGAAGCAAAACGACUGUUUUUGGAUGCAAUCAUAUGAAUAAAGAAAGUGCAGAAUAGAAUCGUGCGUGUGCGUGCGCGCGGGUGUGUGUGUGUGUGUGUGUGUGUGUGUGUGUGUGUGUGUGUGUGUGUGUGUGUGUGUGUACAAACCAGAGGUUUUCCGUAUUAACGGGUGUUGACUUUGAUAUCGGCAGUCACUGUCAAAUUGUUAAUGAAACGUGAACCGUUGUAUGAGCAAAGUUGAAGUACACAUAACACAAUUCAUUAUUGGAAGUGCAUAUGCUUGUUGAUUUUGUAUACUCGCGAAGUUGAUAACUAAAAACAGUAAGCACAACCCCAGCCUCCUUUUCGACACCGUUAUCAAUCUUCUACUCACAAUCACCAUGUUUACGGGAAAGCUUCAAAUAAAGGUGUGUGAAGCAAUCGGUUUGCGUCCAACCGAUUUUCAAAAGCGCCAUAAUUUAGCAUUUGGAAAAUUAGCUGAUGAUCAACCAAUCGAUCCUUAUAUAUCAAUUGAUGUUGAUGAUAAUCAUUUCGAUCGCUCGACAACGCGGCCGAAAACUUUCGACCCAGUAUGGAAUGAACAAUUCAUCCACGAUGUAACCAAUGCAAACAACAUUAACUUAACUGUAUUUCACGAUGCAGCACUGCCCCCCGAUGAUUUUGUUGCAAAUUGCCAAAUACCUUUCGAAGAUAUUUUGCAAAAUGAUACAGGUGUGCUUGAUCUAUGGGUGAACUUAGAACCACAGGGUAAACUUCAUAUAAUUAUUGAGUUGAAGAACCGAAUUGAUUCUAACAAAGAUGUAACAGAAGUGGUUCAAGCGGUUACUCAAAAUAAGGAAUUUAAGGAGCGAGCUGGCUUCAAUCGUCGCCGUGGUGCGAUGCGUCGACGUGUUCAUCAGGUGAAUGGGCACAAAUUUAUGGCAACUUUCCUCCGUCAGCCGACUUUUUGUUCACAUUGCCAGAAAUUCAUUUGGGGAAUUGGUAAACAAGGCUAUCAAUGUCAAGUGUGCACCUGUGUUGUACAUAAGAGAUGUCAUAGCUCCGUGGUCACUAAAUGUCCUGGAAUGCGGGAAGAGCAAAAUACAAUGGAAAUGGCGCCAGCAGGUCAGCGUUUCAAUGUAAAUGUGCCCCAUCGCUUUUUCGUGCACAAUUAUAAACGUUUUACUUUUUGCGAUCACUGCGGCUCACUGUUGUAUGGGCUUAUCAAGCAGGGCUUGCAAUGCACUCAAUGCAAUAUGAAUGUGCAUAAACGCUGCCAAAAGAAUGUGGCCAAUACUUGUGGCAUAAAUACAAAAGAAAUGGCUGAAAUACUCAGUUCGUUGGGCAUUUCUCCAGACAAACAAGGACAACCGCGCCGAUCGAAGUAUUUAAAUCAACCGGGUGGUGACGAUAGCUACAGUCUAAGCGAUCGCAGCGAUCAGAGCACUGAAAGCAGCACUUCCACACGAAGUUCAAUGAUGUCUGAACGUUCGGCUACAAGCAGUUCGACCGCAAUGACCGGCCUUAGUGGCAUUGCUAGCCAAUACUUUGACUCUCGUCCAGGAAAAACUGCAUUAUCUGACUUUAAUUUCAUCAAAGUAUUAGGCAAAGGCUCAUUUGGUAAAGUAAUGUUGGCUGAAAAGAAAGAUACUGAAGAGAUUUACGCGAUUAAGGUAUUGAAAAAAGAUGCCAUUAUACAGGAUGAUGAUGUUGAUUGCACUAUGACCGAGAAACGUAUUCUGGCUUUGGCCGCCAAUCAUCCAUUUUUAACAGCAUUACAUUCCUGUUUUCAGACUAAGGAUCGUCUUUUCUUUGUUAUGGAGUAUGUGAAUGGCGGCGAUUUAAUGUUUCAAAUACAAAAGGCACGUCGCUUUGAGGCUACACGCGCUGCUUUUUAUGCCGCCGAGGUUACAUUGGCUCUGCAGUUUUUACACUCACAUGGUGUCAUUUAUCGCGAUUUAAAACUGGAUAAUAUACUAUUGGAUCAGGAAGGACAUUGCAAAUUAGCCGAUUUCGGCAUGUGCAAGGAGGGCAUUAUAAAUGGUGUUUUAACCACCACAUUUUGCGGCACUCCCGAUUAUAUCGCACCAGAAAUACUAAAGGAGCAAGAGUAUGGUGCUUCUGUCGAUUGGUGGGCGCUAGGAGUACUGAUGUAUGAAAUGAUGGCUGGUCAGCCGCCGUUUGAGGCUGACAACGAAGAUGAGUUGUUCGAUUCGAUUAUGCAUGAUGAUGUAUUGUAUCCAGUUUGGUUAUCUAGAGAAGCUGUGUCCAUUUUGAAAGGAUUUUUAACGAAAAACCCCGAAACCCGCUUGGGCUGCUCUGGCGAUGAGAAUGAAAUACGGAAACAUCCAUUUUUCGCCAAAUUAGAUUGGGAAGAAUUGGAAAAACGAAAUAUUAAACCACCAUUUAGACCAAAAAUGAAAAAUCCACGUGAUGCCACCAAUUUCGAUACGGAGUUUACGAAAGAGGAACCAGUACUCACACCCGUACCCAACGAUGUUAUACGCUGCAUUAAUCAAGACGAGUUCGCUGGUUUCUCAUUUGUCAACCCGAAAUUCGGACCUGAACGUAAAGUAUUUUAAGUCCGUUUUUCUGUGUGCGCAGAAGCGUCUAAAGGAUUUAAAACAUAAAGCAGAAAACUUGCAAAUCCAUGCGAAAAGCAACCAAAACUAGUACGACAAUUGCGUUUGUUCUUUUUUAUAAUGUGUACGCAUAUACACAGCCACACACAUACAUGUACACAUGCAUCAUAAAGCCAUACUCGCAGUUACAAUGUCGCCAGAUAAAAAAAAAACUAUAUAUUAUUUUCUUCAAAUUUCCGUUUGUUACUUACACAAUAUUGAAACCCUCGUAUUGCGACAAAGACUGUUUGAAUAACGUGUACUGAUAUAUACAUAUAUUUAAACGAUUGCUUAAAUAAUGUAUGUCUGGAUAAUUAACGGCGUGUUUUUAUUGUUUUCCGCUGUUAAUUGGAGUGUAGCAAUGAAUUUGAAAUUGAAUUUCGUGAAAGGUGCAAAAGAACAAGCUUCAAUUGUUAACAAAACAAAAUCAGCUCGUAGUAUUCUGUAGGACAAAAGUAAUAAAUCUAUUAACCAAUAACUAUGCGAGGAAGGUAGUACAACUAAAAAUACAAUUCUGUAAUAUAUAUGUUAGGAAAAAAAAUCAAUGAAAUUCGUAUACCCAUGAAAACAAUAAUAACAAACAAAAAUUAUUUGUUAACCCGCAAUUAGGCACUGUGUUGUAAUGAAAAGCAUGUUGCAAAUAUAUUGUAUUAUUUUCAAAUUUAAUUGCCACUAUAGAAAUGCAAAUGUAAAUUUUUUAAAUAUGAAGAUUCAAAGUAAACAAAAACUAUUUGAAGUCGCUGUACUAAGACUGUUAUUUAAUGUUUAUUAGUACGAAUGAUAAUGCCAUGAUUACUGGUGGUAAUCUCUUAAUUUUUCUCACAUCUAAUUAAUUAUAUGCUUAAAAUAAUUAUUUUUAAUUGAAUAACGUUAGCUAUAUUUUAGUUGCUAAUAUUAAAUAUGCUUUGAUUUGUGAGAAAAAAAAAAAAAUUUUGAUUUUAAAAUAACAGUCGAUAAUACCGGCAGCAUUCAAAAAUGUAUAAUGAACUAUUUGUAGAUUUGUUAUUCCAAAGCAUCAAUGAAUAGCGUAAAUACAUAUAUUUAAACGAUUGUUUAAUUAUUUACGGAUUUAGUGAAUUCCUUUUUUUUAUACUACUCUUCCGGUUUAGUUUACAUAAAGCUUUGAAAUCUAGCCAUACACCUUGAUUUUGAUUAAAUUUUUUCAUAAAAAAGAUAUGUAAUUUACUGAGAUUUAGAAAAUGCCAUUUGUUUAGGUAACGAACACUGUAGAGAUUAAUUGCUUCUGCAUCGUAUUAUUAUAUGAUUAUGUUUAUGUUAAUAGCUUUUUAAUGCAUUCAACGAAAUUAUAAGAAGUUAAAUUUGAAUAUUGUAAUUUUGCUUUAUUUAUCAUUGUUAAUUGAUGUAGUUUUCACGAAUAUUUUUAAAUUUUAUUCCAUAAACCAUCGAAUGUGAAGCGUCAUUCGCCCAAUCUAGUCAAAAUAUGUAUAAAAUACGCACACAAAACACACAUCACGUGCAUAACUGAAUUGUUACAAUUAAAUGCAUUUCAAUUAUUUGUUGAGCAAACAUAUUUUAGUUUUAGUUUCUCAUAUAUGAAGCGAUGAAUUUAGUUUAGAAUUAUAUUUGAUUAUGUGUUUUACUUUUUAUGGUAUUUCCAUUGAUUUACAACCCAAGUGAACAAAUUUUAUUUUAUAAUUAUAAUGGUAUUUUUUAAUUGUUGGAACAAAUUGUACAUAAGAUUUAUUUUAACUGUGCUUAAAUCUGAGUUGUAUGAAUAGUCAAGUUUUCUGCUAAAAAUAAAACAAUCAAAACAAUUUCGAAGUGAACUCGCAAUCUCCACAACAUUAUUUUCCUUUUUAUGCUUUGUGGAGGGAGAAAUAUAUUUUUGUAAACAAUUAGCUAUAAUGCCAAUGUGUUUGAGUCUCAAAUCGUGAGAAAUUUGCUAUGGAAGGAACUAGAACUAAGUUAUUUUAACGCUUGAGGGUGACCUUCGAAUAGCCGGUUUUACUUAUUUUCGAUACUAUGAUAUGCUCUUAUUAUAAAUCCAUUUGAAAAUAAUUUAUCAACAUUUACCUUACCUCUUGACCAUAAAGUGGCCAAUGUUUAUUUAAUGAUAUGCAUUUUAAUAUAAAUACGCACAAUAACCAUAAAUGAACUAAAAUAAAUAAAAAAAAAAGUAUUAAAAUGAUAUUACAAAUAAUUUGUUAAUUUAUGGUCAUUCUUUUAAAUGCAUUUCAGAAAUUUUCUAGGUAGUGCUGUUUCGUUUGACGUACAUAUACCAAAAUUUUUUUUCUGAAUAAUCUAAUUGUAUAAAUAUGAUUUGCCACUUACAAACAAAUUGUGUAUAAAAGAAUACUUUUUUUUAUUAUUGAUUUAUUUAAACUUUAUUGGAAAGUGAACGUACGAACGUAACAAGUUUAGCAAAUAUUAAGCCAUUCAUAAAAAGAUAUUGUUAAUGAGUGAGUUUAGAGAAAAAAUUCACAGCAAUAAAUUUGCAUGAAUAAAAAUUAUAAAAAAUAACAAAUGUUCAGAAAAGAUGAGUAAAAUAUUUGUAUAAUAUAUUUAAAUUGAUAUAAAAAAGCAUUACGUAUAAGAAUUAUAAGUAAAGCUCAACCAACAGUUCAAACUAAGAAAUAUCAUGAAAUGAAAAACUCAAAAAAUGUGCAAGUUUUGCCACAUUUCUGAACUAUAUGUAUAUGUAUGUAUGAAUGCACUCAAUUACAUAUUUUACCCAAAACGGAAUAGAACAAUUAAUAAUAGUGUCGUACAAGCUGAUUAAGUGCAUACGCAUACAUACAUACAUAUGUGUGGGGUGUACAUUAAUUUCAUGUCUGAUUAUUAAACCAUAAAAAGUAUAAAAAGUUAAAUAUUAUAGGAAAAUCACCAUUUGAAUAAUUGAAUUGCAGAAAGCAUACAUACAUGCGAAGAUCAUAGUUAUUGAAAAGACUAAUUCCGCUAAGUUCGUCAGAGCUAUGAAUAGACCAAUUAAAUCAAAAAAUAUGACUUAGGCAUUAAAUAUGAACGAGUAUGUAUGUAUGCCAAGAAAAUAAAAUAUAUAUAAAGUACACAAAAAGUGUAUGUACAUAUGUAUUUCCACCAUGUGUACAACUUUUGUGCAAAUGCACAAUUGUACUUAAAAGCUAUAACUCCGAAAAUAUUUAAUACCGAAAAUUCAAAGGAAAUGCAAAUACUAAAGUAGAUAUGUUACAUAUAUACAUUUAUAUGUAUGUAUGUGUAUAUAUGUACAUAUAUAUUAAUAUGCACAAAAAACGUACAAAUAAUUUAAAAUUAAAUAAACAUUAAAUUAAUAAAUAAAUUACUGCGUUGCACAAAAAAAUGGUGGUACGAAUGUAUUACAAGUUAAUUUGCAUUUGGAAUGUUUUAAGGCAAAUAAAAAUGGCAUCUUUUUUAUUGACCCCAAUCGGGCAAUUGUUUAUUAUGUACAUAGUAGUAACAGUACCAAAUUAUCGAUUUUCCGCGCUUAGAAAGUAUUAAUAGUAACAUUAAUUUUAUUUUAAAUUUGUAUUUUCCGUACAGUUGCAUUUUCCAAUGGUAAAGAAACUCAUUCAGCGCCUUUCUUUUUGCUUGAGUUAAGGUUAGGAAAUUUGGAAAGAGACUUCUGCACUAAAUUGCCAAAAAAAUAACAAGCAAGCAAAGAAAAUAUAACGACAUUAUCGCAAAAAGAACUUAUAUGCAUAAAUUCGUUCACAAUGAAACCGUAAGUAACGAACUAGAGCAAAGAGUAUAGAUGCAACUUUUAGCAACACUGAAUUGCAAAAUGCCCAAAACAAUAACAAAUGGAUACUAGUAAAAAUGCUAAAUAUAUUGUAAAAUAAUCUAUUUUGUGGAUCAAUAAGCAUUUUUACAAUAAAAAUUCAAAUAUUCAAAUACAUAUGUAAAAUUCACAUGGAACAAAUGUUAAAUACUUAGAAAUUUAGGUAGCAAGAAUAUGUUGAUUAAAACAAUGUAAAUUAAUACCAACGUUAUAAAACUUAAGAAAUAAAAAAAUUAAGCGAAAACGCCGUUGCUGCUUUCAAUGUUGUUCGACACUUGCUUAAAAGAAACAGCGAACACAUGCAAAAAACCUGAAACCUAUAUGAAAAUUAAAUACGAGCCAAAAUGUGUGCAAAACAUUUCAAAAUUGUAAAAAUAAUAAUGCAAACAAAUUUUGUAUUAAAAUACUAUUUUGAAUUAACAGCGUAAUAAUUAUACAGAAUACAAAAAUGUACAAACAAAAAUUAUACGAAAACUUCGAAACACAAGUCUACAUUUGAAAAACUCUUUAAAUUAAUAAAUGUUACCAUAUAUGUGUUAA